CGGAGCCAACUGGACACUUUUGCCUCUACCCACUUUCCGUUCGGUCCUCCAGAAUCCAGCGCUGGGGCCGCCCGCAGUACCCCUGGAGCUGGGUUCAAGCCCCGCGCACCGCCACGGCGGGAAGGCACGCUGGUCUGCGGGCCCUCGGCUCACCACAAGGCCCAGUUUGGCUUGGUGGGUCCCCAGAGAGCUGGAUUGAAAGAUGUCUCAGCGAAAGUGAAAACAAACGUUACUCCAGCCACACAUCUCUGGGGAAUGCUUCUAAUGAUGAAAAUGAGGAAAAAGAAAAUAACAGAGCCUCCAAGCCUCACUCCACCCCUGCUACUCUGCAAUGGCUGGAGGAGAACUACGAGAUCGCAGAGGGGGUGUGCAUCCCCCGCAGCGCCCUCUACAUGCACUACCUGGACUUCUGCGAGAAGAACGACACCCAGCCCGUCAACGCGGCCAGCUUUGGGAAGAUCAUAAGGCAGCAGUUUCCUCAGCUAACCACCAGAAGACUCGGGACCCGAGGACAGUCCAAGUACCACUACUACGGCAUUGCGGUGAAGGAAAGCUCCCAAUACUAUGAUGUGAUGUAUUCCAAGAAAGGAGCUGCCUGGGUGAGCGAGACGGGCAAAAAAGAAGUGAGCAAACAGACAGUGGCGUAUUCACCCCGGUCCAAACUCGGAACACUGCUGCCAGAGUUUCCAAACGUCAAAGAUUUAAAUCUGCCAGCCAGUCUGCCUGAAGAGAAGGUUUCUACCUUUAUUAUGAUGUACAGAACACACUGUCAAAGAAUACUGGACACUGUAAUAAGAGCCAACUUUGAUGAGGUUCAAAGUUUCCUUCUGCACUUUUGGCAAGGAAUGCCACCCCACAUGCUGCCUGUGCUGGGCUCCUCUGCCGUGGUCAACAUCGUGGGUGUGUGUGACUCCAUCCUCUACAAAGCUAUCUCCGGGGUGCUGAUGCCCACCGUGCUGCAGGCGCUGCCCGACAGCCUAACUCAGGUGAUCAGGAAGUUUGCCAAGCAGCUGGACGAGUGGCUUAAAGUGGCUCUCCAUGACCUCCCAGAAAAUCUGCGAAACAUCAAGUUUGAAUUGUCGAGAAGGUUUUCCCAAAUCCUGAGACGGCAAACGUCACUAAAUCACCUGUGCCAGGCGUCACGGACAGUGAUCCACAGCGCAGACAUCACAUUUCAAAUGCUGGAAGACUGGAGGAACGUGGACCUCAACAGCAUCACCAAGCAGACCCUCUACACCAUGGAAGACUCCCGCGACGAGCACCGGAAACUCAUCAUCCAGUUGUAUCAGGAGUUUGACCAUCUCCUGGAGGAGCAGUCUCCCAUCGAGUCCUACGUCGAGUGGCUGGACGCCAUGGUAGACCGCUGCGUUGUGAAGGUGGCAGCCAAGAGACAAGGGUCCCUGAAGAAAGUGGCCCAGCAGUUCCUCCUGAUGUGGUCCUGUUUUGGAACCAGGGUGAUCCGGGACAUGACCUUGCAUAGCGCCCCCAGCUUCGGGUCUUUCCACCUAAUUCACCUGAUGUUUGAUGACUACGUGCUCUACCUGCUGGAGUCCCUGCACUGCCAGGAGAGGGCCAACGAGCUAAUGCGGGCCAUGAAGGGAGAGGGGAGUGCUGCAGAAGUCCAAGAGGAGAUCAUCUUGACGGAGGCUGCCCCGCCCACCCCUUCGCCAGUGCCCUCGUUUUCUCCAGCCAAGUCGGCCACGUCUGUGGAAGUGCCGCCUCCCACCUCCCCUGUCAGCAACCCAUCCCCUGAGUACACUGGCCUCAGCACUACAGGGGCGAUGCAGUCAUACACGUGGUCGCUCACGUACACAGUGACAACGGCGGGGUCCCCGGCCGAGAACUCCCAGCAGCUGCCCUGUAUGAGGAGUACCCAUGUGCCCUCCUCCUCUGUCACACACAGGAUACCGGUCUAUCCCCACAGAGAGGAGCACGGAUACUCGGGGAGCUACAACUACGGGAGCUAUGGCAACCAGCACCCGCACCCGAUGCAGAGCCAGUACCCGGCCCUCCCCCACGACGCGGCCAUCUCGGGGCCCCUCCACUACUCCCCGUACCACAGGAGCUCCGCGCAGUACCCUUUCAAUAGCCCCACUUCCCGGAUGGAACCUUGUCUGAUGAGCAGUACUCCCAGGCUGCAUCCUACCCCGGUCACCCCCCGCUGGCCAGAGGUGCCCACAGCCAACACGUGCUACACGAGCCCGUCUGUGCACUCCACGAGGUACGGAAACUCUAGUGACAUGUACACGCCCCUGACCACGCGCAGGAAUUCCGAGUAUGAGCACAUGCAACACUUUCCUGGUUUUGCUUACAUCAACGGAGAGGCCUCCACGGGAUGGGCUAAAUGACUGCUAUCAUAGAAAUCCGUAUUUAAUAUUAAUAAUAAUUAUUAAUAAUAAUAAUAAAAGCCCCCAAUGCCCAUCCCCCAGACGACUUUAUCUGUGUAUAUCAUAACUCAUGGACUCUUAUUCCUAGGCUGCCAUCUUCCUAAUGAAAGUGAGGCUGGGAUUCGGUACGGGAUGGAUAAACUUUAGUGCAGAAAUGGGCCCCGCUAAAAGUCAGUGAGAUUGGGUUCCCGUAGCCAAGCCAGACUUGACUCUUUCGAGAGAGCACUAUAACUGGGCAGGCCAAGCUGUGCCUUUCCCUCUGUUCCAUGACUUUCCUUUGUGUUGGCCACCACGCCCAAUAAGCUCCUUGUUUGUCCUGUUGACAAAAGCUCUUUAGUCUUGAAGGAUGGAGACCGGAGACAGAAUCUGGUUUGCGUUCUUGGAUGGGCACAUAAUUUACCAAGAACAUCCAUCUUGCCACCUUUCUGUCCUCUUGCGCUUACCCUGAAUGGCCCUCAGAUAUGCUCUACGCGUCCCUUCCUCCUGGUGAGGUCCUCACUACUUCCUGGAACACCGGGGCUCCACGGAGGGGUCUGGAAACCCCAGACUCCCCGUCCCACUCACAUCCGUCUCAGUACCGGGCGUUGUCUUGGAAUGUCAGCACUCUCUAGAGGGAAGGAGGAGGCCUGCUCCUAUGCCUUAAGUCGGUGGGAGGUCUGUAGGGGACUGGCCCUUCUACAGGCAAGUAUUUGUCCUAAGUUUGCACAAUGGCUAGUGUCCGCAGAAGGCAGGAGAGGGUCUUUAAGUGGUGUGAGAAUGUGGAUUUGUGGCACUGAGUAUCACACUCAGCUCUGCUGUAUUAACUUUGUGAAUCUGAACGGGCCAAGCGUUAACUUACCAAGCACCAAGUGUGAAAAUGACUUUCAUGGUUCCUUCAUAAGACUAUAAAAAUUUCCGACACUUUGAGAGAAAAAAGAAAUUUCAAAGCUGUGCCUUUGAGCCUAUACUAUACUGUGUAUGUGUGGAAAUAAAAAAAUGUAUUGUACUUUUGGAAAA
Messenger RNA from Talpa occidentalis (Iberian mole), 3383 nucleotides. It is a transcript of the gene RFX4, whose product is annotated as regulatory factor X4. The transcript has 18 exons. Gene Ontology annotation, molecular function: DNA-binding transcription factor activity, RNA polymerase II-specific; RNA polymerase II cis-regulatory region sequence-specific DNA binding. Lineage: Eukaryota; Metazoa; Chordata; Mammalia; Eulipotyphla; Talpidae. Gene Ontology annotation, biological process: regulation of transcription by RNA polymerase II. The record is from RefSeq and is a predicted model, not a curated record. Bases 393 to 2348 code for a protein of 651 amino acids.